CUAGUAGAUAUUUAUAUGGCCUUCUCAGAAGCCUAAAAACAUUCAUCCUGAGUUUUGCUGUUCGACUCUGGCCAAUUAGGGUUUAUCGUAAACUCACCACUCAAGAUAAAAUCAUGGGAGACGUGGAUGAAUUUCGCUGUUUCGUUGGAAGCCUUUCUUGGUCUACAACUGACAGAGGUUUGAGAGAUGCAUUUGAAAAAUAUGGUCGUCUGCUUGAAGCGAAAGUUGUUUUAGACAAAUUUUCUGGACGAUCUCGUGGAUUUGGUUUUGUUUCUUUUGAUGACAAGAGAGCUAUGGAGGAAGCUAUUGAGGAAAUGAAUGGCGUGGAUUUAGAUGGACGUCCCAUAACUGUAGAAAGGGCUCAACCUACGCAAGCCUCUUCUAGGGACCGAGAUGGGGACUAUGACCGUGACCGCGAUCGUGGUGGUCGUGAUCGCGAUCGUGACCGUGAUCGUGAACGCCCCCGUGGGUUUGGCGGAGGUUCAAGGGGAUCUGGUGGUGGUGGUGACUGUUUUAAAUGUGGUAAGCCCGGACAUUUUGCUCGUGAAUGUCCAUCUGAUGAUGGUGGUAGGGGUGGUGGCAGAUAUGGUGGGAGAGGAGAAAGAAAAGGUGGUGGCAGCUAUGGACCUGACCGAGGUGGGGAUCGCUACAGCGGCGGAGGUGGUGGUGGAGGUGGUGGUGGAGGUGGUGGUGGACGUUACAGAGAUUCUGGUAGUCGUGGAGCAGGAUAUGGAAGUGAUAGGUACAGCCGUGACCGUUCUGGCCCAUAUGACCGUGCAGGAUCUGGUGGCUACCGCUAAUGCUUUGAAAGGACGAUAGCUGUGCAGAGGAUGUCUGUUCUACAAGAUUAUCUUCAUGAAGAGAAGGAGCUUUUUACUGUGUUGUACUUAAUGGAAGACAUCUUAUGUGGUUUCAGACUUGGAAUGCGUAAUUAGAGUUGAACUAUUUUCUGUAUCUACAUCAGGAAAGCCAUUUGUCCCAGUGUGGGAAAAUUUUCUGUUUCAGGAGCUCAGUGAUGUUAUGAUGCGAUCUUAUGCUUGCUUAGUGGAGACUUCUGAUUUGGCUCUUUAGAUAUAUGAAUCUUGUUUUCGCUGCUAUACCUGGCUGUUUACAUGCACGUGCAUUGCUCUUUCUUCGCUGCUGUUUGGUUUUGGUGUGGGUUAAUGGGACAUAUGACUGGGUUGUGAGCGCCUUGUUCCUGAGUAUAUAUCCAUUUUGGUUGCUAUGAUCUGUGAACGUGUAACUGGAAGGGUGCAAGCUCUUUUGUUCUUGUGGCAUUAUCCUUUGCUCUCCCCCCCCUGCCUAAUGCAAUUUUAAAACAAAUUUUGGAAAAGGAUUGAGCUGGGUAAUUUCUUAUCCUAAUUCGAUGCUUGUUCAAAUUUCAAUGUUAUUAUGGCAUUAAUUGUUUUGUGCUUUUGGCAGGCUGUAUUUGCCUUUUGUGGUCGUUUUUGGGUACAUGGUUGGGUUCCAUUGUUGCUAAUGUUGUCCUUAUUUGUGGUCCUGUAAGCUCUUUGGAAUUCAUCAGCAAGAUGAAUAUGAGGGUGCAGUGAGGCAGGGUGUUCCUUUUGUAAUCUGCUAGACGAAUGGAAACUCUGGUCAUUUCUAGAUCCGUGAUCUUAUAGGUUGAUCAAUUUACAGAGAUUGGCUCUUUUUUGAUCAUGUGUAUACGCUUGUUAUCAUGCAUGCCUGUUUGUUAACAAGGUCCUGACCAGUGGGGUAGUUCUUGAAAGUUGGUCCUUUUCCCUACUUUAAGUUCCUAUUAGGCUCAAGGAUAUGAUAGUGAGAAUUACGAAUGGCCAUGGGAAUCGUUCUACACUCUUGUUUUUAGGGGAGUGAGCUACUUGUCCUGUUCCUGCUGAGAAUUCAAUUAAUCAAUUCAGGCAGAAGUGAUGAAUGCUGUUUUAGCGUGGUCGAAUAAUAUGAUAUCUUUGGUCAUAUAGAGUAUAGGCACAUGCUAGAGUGGAAUGGUAUGUCUAAUGGCUUUUUUAUUUUCAUCUUCCUGAGUUCUUUUCUGUGCUGUUUUGUUGGGAUACUGCUAAGCUGCUUUCUCUCUCUCUCUCUCACUCUGUGUGUGUGUGUGUCCUUCUGUGCCUGUCUACCUGUGUGUGUGUGUGUGUGCCUUCUGUGCCUGUCCACCUAUGUGCCAUUUUUUUUACCUUUCUGUAGCUUGGUGCAUAAAGAACAUGAAUUACCCUUAUCUCAAGGUGAUGCACAACGUUAAGUUUUUCAUGAAAAAUCUGUUAUUAGGUUUUGUGUUAUACAUAAAUCAUCAUGCUGAAUUUAUGAAACUCUAAUUUCAUUUUAGUACAAUUUUAUGGAUAUGUUGUUGAUGCCAACUCUAAAUAGUGAUGCAAAGUUGAUGUCCAAAAUCUUUUAUUGGGCUUCUUGAUUAUGGUGAGCUCAUUCCCUAUUCUAAAUAACUUUAGUCCGUAGUUAGUUAGUUACUUCAUGUAAUUGUGUGGUUCUUGUUGCAUUACAUAUUCCUGCAAUUACUCCCUGAGACUCGAGUUUUAUGAAUUAGAUCUAUAUAAGCAAGUGUUCUUUGGUGAUCUGGAAAACGAAUUGUAAAAUAGUUGAAAUUGGAUUAUCUGGGUCGGGUGUAUUGAAUAGAGUUUUGGAGGGAAAAAUCCUUUUUGAUUGUCACAUCUAGUUAGGAACUCUUUGGUGAUUUGGCUAAUGAAUAAUAGAAAAAGUUGAAAUUUGAUUUGUAGGCUAAUGCUCCCAUGCUAAAAACAUGAUGUUUUUGUUAUUGUGGCUGCGAGUGUUCCUACUUUAUUGUGAAUGAUUUUGUUCAAAUUGGGGGGGGGGUGUUGUGUGUGUUUACUGAAUUGUUUAUUUGGAGGUUGUUUUUUGGUUGUCUUUAUAUUUCGUCUUCUAGAAGAUGAAGACAAAGGUGAUGUACCCUUUUUUUAGAGUAUAGUUGCUUUGCACAUCUAGAAUUCUUUGGCAGGAUACUGAAUAUAGAGUGAGGAACACCAAGGUCUUCUAGUUGACUAAAAGCUACACGGGACAAUUAUUGAUUUUGUGGGUGUUGUUCCAAAUUCUUCUGGUACCGUUUCGUAUUGUGGCAGUUACACAAAUUUGUGCUACUCAGGGAAUCUUUGAUGAGCUAUUAGAGGUUGGUUUAGUGAGUUUUCGCCUGGCCGUGAUAUCUUUGAUCACUGAGAUUGGUACUGUGAGGUCUUGAAGAAUCACGAGGAAAUGUGAGGGCUCGUUAGUGUUCUUAUGCUUCUAGGCUAGCCUUGUCGAGCUAUAUUGUAUGGCUAUAUUCUGUUAAUUUAUAGGAAAACAGUCUAUUUUAAAAAUUACAUUUUGUUUAGAUUAUGC
Messenger RNA from Chenopodium quinoa (quinoa), 3327 nucleotides. Its product is annotated as glycine-rich RNA-binding protein RZ1A-like. The record is from RefSeq and is a predicted model, not a curated record. The transcript has 4 exons. Bases 114 to 800 code for a protein of 228 amino acids. Gene Ontology annotation, molecular function: zinc ion binding; RNA binding. Lineage: Eukaryota; Viridiplantae; Streptophyta; Magnoliopsida; Caryophyllales; Amaranthaceae.